Molecule: messenger RNA, 1223 nt
Organism: Eimeria maxima
Lineage: Eukaryota; Apicomplexa; Conoidasida; Eucoccidiorida; Eimeriidae
Product: nicotinate phosphoribosyltransferase, putative
Exons: 12
Biological process (GO): NAD+ biosynthetic process
Molecular function (GO): nicotinate phosphoribosyltransferase activity
Source: RefSeq, a predicted model, not a curated record
AUGCAUGCAGCAAUAAGAGAAGGAUCCUUAGUAUUUCCUAAGGUUCCUGUCUUACAAUUACGCGGACCUCUUGGUGUUUGUCAAUUAGUUGAGACUUCUAUACUUAAUAUUAUUGGUUAUGCUACUCUUGUUGCUACUAAUGCUGCUAGACAUCGACUUGCUGCAGGGUGGAAGAAGAAACUGCUUGAAUUCGGGGCAAGAAGAGCUCAAGGGCCUGAUGGUGCGCUAACUGCGAGUCGCUAUGCGUAUCUUGGCAGCUUCGAUGGCACCAGUAAUGUACAGGCUGCAUAUAGAUUUGGCAUACCAUUGGCGGGUACAAUGUCUCAUGCAUUUGUUUCUUCUUUUUCUUCUUUUGAUGAUCUUAAAAACACUAAUUCUCCUCUAGGACCGGAUUUCCCCAAAACUGUAUUGGCAGCUCGUGACGAAGUAUUUAAUGUUUGGCCGGAGAAUAAUUUUCGUCAAAUGGCAAAAGAAGACGAACUUGUUGCUUUUGUUGCAUUCGCCUUGACCUUCCCGGACAAUUUCUUGGCUCUUGUUGACACCUAUAAUACCCUUAGCUCCGGCGUUCCCAACUUUUUGGCGGUAGCAUUGGCGUUAUUUAAAAUAGGGAGAAAGCCUCAGGGUUUACGUAUUGACUCGGGGGAUUUAGCUUACCUAUCUAGAGAAGCAAGACGUAUGUUUAGAGAAUGCGAGAAAGUGUUUGGCUACCCAUUUGGGGGUUUAACGAUUGUUGUAUCUAAUGAUCUUAAUGAGGCAGCUAUUACUGCCCUUAAUGAUGAAGGACACGAAGCAGAUGUGUUCGGCAUCGGCACGAAUGUUGUCACUUGCCAAUCGCAACCUGCCCUUGGCAUGGUAUAUAAAUUAGUUGAAUUAGAGGGUAAACCCUGCAUGAAAUUAUCCGAAGAUGUAGAGAAAACUUCCCUACCUACAGCUAAAUCUGCUUACCGUCUAUAUAAUAAAGCAGGAGAACCUGCUGUUGAUCUUAUACAGAGCGCAUCUAUGCCUCGUCCUGUAUGCGGAGAAAAAUUAUUCUGUAAAGAUCUUUAUGCAGAUAAAAAAAGAUGUUUUUUUAUCCCUAAGAAUGUUGAGGAACUUUUAGUCUUAUUUAUUAAGGAUGGAGAAUUAGUUGAACCUAUUGAAUCUAUAGAGGAGAGCCGAGCCCGCUGUAUCCGUCAACUACAACUCUUCCGCGCAGACCACUUGCGUCUGCAUGCACCUACAGA